Messenger RNA from Cebus imitator (Panamanian white-faced capuchin), 1799 nucleotides. It is a transcript of the gene SMYD2, whose product is annotated as SET and MYND domain containing 2. Bases 159 to 1460 code for a protein of 433 amino acids. Lineage: Eukaryota; Metazoa; Chordata; Mammalia; Primates; Cebidae. The transcript has 12 exons. The record is from RefSeq and is a predicted model, not a curated record. Gene Ontology annotation, cellular component: nucleus. Gene Ontology annotation, molecular function: histone methyltransferase activity; protein-lysine N-methyltransferase activity; protein binding.
GGGCCGCCGUCCCUUCCGGGGAGCGGGGAGCGGGAAGCCGCCGCGUCCGCCGGGCGGCUCCCACCCCGCCCCCCGCAGCUUUGGGUGACGCGUCUCCCAUAACAGCUCGCCGCGAGCCGCCGCUCGGGCACAGCCGGCGCCCGCGCCCCGCCACCACUAUGUGGGCCGAGGGCCUCGGCGGCCUGGAGCGCUUCUGCAGCCCGGGCAAGGGCCGGGGGCUGCGGGCUCUGGAGCCCUUCCAGGUGGGGGAUUUGCUGUUCUCCUGCCCGGCCUACGCCUACGUGCUCACAGUCAACGAGCGGGGCAACCACUGCGAAUACUGCUUCGCCAGGAAAGAAGGAUUGUCCAAAUGUGGAAGAUGCAAGCAGGCAUUUUACUGCAAUGUGGAGUGUCAGAAAGAAGAUUGGCCCAUGCACAAGCUGGAAUGUUCUCCCAUGGUUGUUUUUGGGGAAAACUGGAAUCCCUCGGAGACUGUAAGACUCACAGCAAGGAUUCUGGCCAAACAGAAAAUCCACCCAGAGAGAACACCUUCAGAAAAAUUGUUAGCUGUGAAGGAGUUUGAAUCACAUCUGGAUAAGUUAGACAAUGAGAAGAAGGAUUUGAUUCAGAGUGACAUUGCUGCUCUCCAUCACUUUUACUCCAAGCAUCUUGAAUUCCCGGACAAUGAUAGCCUCGUAGUACUCUUUGCACAGGUUAACUGCAAUGGCUUCACAAUUGAAGAUGAAGAACUUUCUCAUUUGGGAUCAGCGAUAUUUCCUGAUGUUGCAUUGAUGAAUCAUAGCUGUUGCCCCAAUGUCAUUGUGACCUACAAAGGGACCCUGGCAGAAGUCAGAGCUGUACAGGAAAUCAGCCCGGGAGAGGAGGUUUUUACCAGCUAUAUUGAUCUCCUGUACCCAACAGAAGAUAGGAAUGACCGGCUAAGAGAUUCUUAUUUCUUUACCUGUGAGUGCCAGGAGUGUACCACCAAGGACAAGGAUAAGGCCAAGGUGGAAAUCCGUAAGCUCAGUGAUCCCCCAAAGGCGGAAGCCAUCCGAGACAUGGUCAGAUAUGCUCGCAACGUCAUCGAAGAGUUCCGGAGGGCCAAGCACUACAAAUCCCCUAGUGAGCUGCUGGAGAUCUGCGAGCUCAGCCAGGAGAAGAUGAGCUCCGUGUUUGAGGACAGUAACGUGUACAUGUUGCACAUGAUGUACCAGGCCAUGGGUGUCUGCUUGUACAUGCAGGACUGGGAAGGAGCCCUGCAAUACGGACAGAAAAUCAUUAAGCCCUACAGUAAGCACUAUCCUUUGUACUCGCUCAACGUGGCCUCCAUGUGGUUGAAGCUAGGGAGACUCUACAUGGGCCUGGAACACAAAGCCGCCGGGGAGAAAGCCCUGAAGAAGGCCAUUGCAAUCAUGGAAGUAGCUCACGGCAAAGAUCAUCCAUAUAUUUCUGAGAUCAAACAGGAAAUUGAGAGCCACUGAAACUAUACAACAUUUCAGUUUUCAUUUAAUGCUUAGUUCAGAAACCUUAAAGGACUUGAAUAUUGCAAAUCGCACACAUCACUCCAGCAUUUCUGUAAAAUAAUUGGAAUGAAAAAUACUUCUUGCACUUAAUGCACAUGCCAUCCUUUGAGAUUAGUCUUAAUCUUGAACGUUAAUAUCAAAUUAAUUUUGAAUGCUUUUGUUUCCAAGAGGUAAUGGCAUGGUUUCAUUUACUUUAGACAGACCAAGUUUUGAAAAUCCAAUUAUUUUUCCUUUCAUGCCUCUUGUAAUGUUCUGAACAAACUUGAAUGAUGAAAGAAAAUAAAAGAGAUACCAGUA